Molecule: messenger RNA, 6506 nt
Organism: Taeniopygia guttata (zebra finch)
Lineage: Eukaryota; Metazoa; Chordata; Aves; Passeriformes; Estrildidae
Product: ubiquitin-associated protein 2
Cellular component (GO): nucleus; cytoplasm
Molecular function (GO): protein binding
Source: RefSeq, a predicted model, not a curated record
AGUGAACGUACCCGGGGUACUAGGGACAAAAUGCAAAUUUCAACCUCUCAGCCAACACAACCACAGAAACAAGUAGUACAGACAGUGGAGUACUCUGCCCAGUUUUGGGUUUCCUAACGCAAGGCAGACAUUGGCAAAUGGGAGCAAGCCCAGUAAGGAGCUGUGAAGAUGGUUGAGAGACUGGAGCACAGGAUGAAUGAGUGGUGACUGAGAGAACUGGAUUUAUUCAUUCCUAAGAAGGCAAGGCCAGGCUGUCUUCUAUUCAGAUACCUCAUGAAAGGGUAUAAAAAAGGUGAAGCCAGCCUCAGAGACAAUGGCACAAGUUGGAACACUGGAAAUUCCAGCUGUUAAAUGGAAAAAAAUUGUUUACCACAAACACUGUCAUGGAUUAGAGAGGUUGUGGGAUCUCUAUCUGGCCUCAAGCAGCUACUCUGAUGGGACAUGCUCUCAAGUGGGAGGUUGUACUAUCACUAGGGUAUAUUUGCAACUGAUGUGAUUCAUUCAUUUUAAGCAUUAAGUCUUAGACCUUUUUCUGCAUUUUUUCCCGCUUAUUCUACCUCUUGCAUAAUAGAUAUUGGUUUGGUCAUUUCAGUGGAAAAGAUGAUUAUGUAAUAUACAGCAGAUAUGUUUUAGUGCACAGUAUAUUUUUAUUGUUUAGAUCACAUGAACCUCCCUCCUUAGGCUUUACAGAUCAACAGCAACAUGUGGGAUGAUACUAUUCAAUUACCACUGAUUCAUUUUUUGAAUGUAGAAUUAUGUUACUUUCUCAAAUGGAGAUUUCAUUGUCAUAGUCACAUUGAACAUAAUUUAAGUUAUUUAAGAAAUUACAUCACAGUUCUUUUUCAUUGUUUCUGGAUAAUAAAUAUACUAUUUUAUUUUAAGAUCCAGGCCUAUUACUAUCACUUUGUGUUUUGCAUACUUCUGUUUUCUCGCAGUUCAAAGUUGUUAAAAAUUUCCUUCACUCUGUUAUGCUGCAAAGAUAAUGUAUCUUGUAAGGCUGAGUGAAGUUCUAGCUGUCUUAAGAUGCUACCAUUUUCUUAGUUGCAAUUAAAACUUAAUUAUACUGUUUUAUAGGAUAUUACAAUGACAUUUGUGACAAUGAUGCCUUAAAAAUGAAGAAGAAACGCUCACUGGGGAAAAAAAGCAAAACUUUUUUGUGACACUAAUUUGGUGUUUGUGUUGUAAACACAUCUUGUGGGGUUUUGUUGAUUUUGUUUUCUUCUGAAUCUUCAAUUCUAUCUGUAUGCAAUCCACUGGCAUAAAUGUUAGUGAUAUUGCACCUGCUUGUGUUUCUAAGCUUUCUCCUUACACAGGAAAACUAAAGAUAUUGUUACUCAUUUGAUAGUGUUAUAAAGUUUGUAUAAUUUUGUCUUCUAACAUGGACUUGAAAAAAGUUUGUUUACAGAAGAAAUGAAUCUCAGUGGUUUCCCGUUUCUGGUCAAAUAUCCCAUUGUGUCUCUAUAGAAAUUACAUUGAAUGUUUGUAUUCUGGAUAUCUUUAAAGGAAAUCUCUUCACUAGCUAAAAAGUUGCUUGUGGGCAUGAGGAGGCUGAAGUCAGAGCAAGAAGAUGGGUCAUCAGGACUUAAUUUCUGAAACCAGCAGACCUUUUAUUUUUGCUCUCUGCUGAGCUCUCAAUAGAUACCAAGAGCAAACUCUUUACACAGAACACCACACUGAUGCAGGAAGCUUUUGUGGAGGGCGGCACCAGGGAUAGCACAGGGAAUUCCAGAGCAGGCUCUCCUCUUGUGUUACUGAUUGGCAUAUGAAGCUGUCAGCAUGACACUUUGAAAAUGUGAAGUAGUGCAGAGUAUUUAACUCUGUUACUUUCUUAGUUUAAGGCAAUUAUAUGGGGUGGAGACUCCACAAUGACUUACCUUCUCAUAGUUUUAAUCACUCCCCUUUCACCAAUAAGGAGAAAUGAACAUGAGAAGAUAUAAGUGACAAAAUAACAGUUUACUAAAAAGAAAAAACAGCAAUAACCACUAGAUACAAAGGUGCUGAGUCACCUCGUCCCCAUGGGAACAAAGAAAACAAGAUGGUGGAGAAGCCCCCUCCUCCCAAGAUGAUGGCAGCCGUAGCAGCCCACGUAGCCUGGAGGACAAAUACAAGAUAGUGGAGAAGCCCCCUUCUCUGGACCACUGGCAGAGAGAGAAAACAAAGGAAAAUCAACACAGCAACUGAAUCUGCUGUUCCACGACUCCCUUCUCCCUCAAACAACAACCAAGAGGGGACAGGGACAAAGCAAAACCUGGGAAAAAAUCCUAUUUUUGUCCAAAAGGCUUCAAUGCUGCUGAGACGCUGGAAAAAACUUCCCUCCUUGGCAUGGCUGGAACUGGAGCAACAGCUGGAAAAGUUGUGGACAAUGGGUCUGACUCCUCCUUGGCGAAUGGCAGGUGGCUGGAACUGGAGUAUCAGCUUAAAAACUCAUGAAGAAAGGAUCCCGACACCUCCUCGUGAAACAGCAGGCAGUGGCGGCAAAGGUGUUUCAAAAUCUGCUGUGAAGCAACAGCAGAACAAAUUCGCCUUGCUCAGAUGAUCUACGAUAAGAAUGACACAGAUUUUGAAGAUAAAGUGAAACAACUUAUGGAAGUGACGGGGAAAAACCAGGAUGAGUGCAUAGUGGCACUACAUGAUUGUAAUGGGGACAUGAACAGAGCAAUUAACACAUUGCUGGAAGGAAGUUCAGACACGACUUCUUGGGAGACUGUAGGGGGAAAGAAGAAAAACCUUGGAAAAGAAGGUUUGGAAAACAAAGACAACAGAGAGAAACGAGGGGACAGAGAAAUGAGCCGUGGAUGGGGAAGUUCCAACAGACGGGGAAGAGGAGGCAGCCGUGGCCGAGAGUUCAGAGCUGAAGAGAAUGGAGUGGACAACAGUCAAGGAGACAGGCCUUCAGACCAUGGGAAACAUAGCCAUGGGAGAGGUUUUGGACGUGGCAGAGGGAGAGGAGCAGGGAGGUUUUCAGCCCAAGGCAUGGGGACAUUUAACCCUGCAGACUAUAUGGAGUCUUCGGCCACUGAUGGCUUUGGGACAAAAUCAGAGAUUUGGGAGACUGGUCAGAAUUAUGCAGAUGAUGGAACUGGAGCAUGGAAAAACUCAGUAGAAGAAUGGACUGCAGAAGAUUGGAAUGAAGAUCUUUCUGAAACAAAAGUCUUCAUUGCUUCCUCUGUUCCAGCUGAGAAUCAUGUGACUCCUAGGCAAAGCAUUGAUUUGGUAACGCUGCUUCAAAAGCCCGAAAAGCCUGUGACCCUUACCCAAGAGACAGAAGGCAACUCAUUUGAGGCUCCCCAGCAACAGACCUUUGGCCAAGCCCUUGUCUUCACAAAUUCUCAGCACAGCACCCAGAUGGCAUCAGGAACUGGCAGCUCCAGUGCUGUAAACUCUUAUUCUCCUCAAAGUCUGUCUGCAGUCCUUUGUCCUGGCUUUCGAGAACAUGGGUCUCCUAAACUGAAAAACUCUACUGGAUUCCAAAUCUUGGACCAAUUGAAAUCUCCAGGUUUGGGUCAGUUUACCUCUCAACAAAACAAUAAUAGCUCUACUACCACUACCACAUCAUCCUGGGAUCAAAAACUGCCCGUUACCCAGGCGUCAGUCCUUAGUCAGUUUGACUUGAAAUCGCAUCCUCAACCAUCCCCAGUUCUAAUCCAUCUGACCCAGCGACAGCAACAACAAACACAGAUAGCCCCUGUUCCUCCUCCUGGGCUGCAGUCCUUCUCCCAGGUAAAACUCCACGAGCCAUUACCAGUAGACACCUCUACCGCUGUUAGCAAAAUGUUACAGCUGCCUACUAUAUCUAUGGAUAACCCGGAAGUGACUGCCCACCAAACCCAGCAGAAGCAGAUAAAACCACCAAAACGGAGGAUAACUCCAGCAUCCAAGAUUCCUGCCUCUGCAGUGGAGAUGCCUGGAUCAGCAGAUGUGACAGGAUUAAAUGUUCAGUUUGGAGCUUUGGAGUUUGGAUCAGAGCCUACGCUCACAGAAUUUGGAUCAACUUCAAGCAGUGAGAAUACCAGCCAGGCAACCAACAAUAGCUUGUACUCAAAAUCUGUCAUGUAUGUUGAUCCUUUGAAUACCUCUCUGCCAAUAUCCAAUACAGUACAGGAGUCCACCUACACAACCUCUGCCAUCAGCUCUUCCAGUCUGACCUGCUCAUCCCAGAGCACUAACCCAGUAACAACUUCCUCCUAUGAGCAGACUUCUGUACUUAGUAGGAUAGUGUACGAAAGCUCCAUGGCUCCAUCUGAACCAACUCCUGUUGCAGUUACAAAUGGACACAGCAGUGUUAGAACACAGGCAACUCUUGACACUACUUCAUCAGUUCCUGCGCUUAAGACAGAGCCUUCUCCCUCACUACCUUCUGCUGAUUCUCUGCGCGGCAUGGUGUCCACUACUGCUUCACUUCUGCCUUCAGCAUCGCAGCAUGCAGGAACUUUGCCCAGCUUGCCUCAGUCCAUUGAUCUGUCCAGCAGCUCACUCUCACAGUUAAGCAGCUCCCUUUCCAAUCAUCAGAGCAGCCUCUCCCCUGCCUCAGUGUUGUCUUCAAGCACAUCACAUGUGCACACUAGUGUUGAGAACACCACUUCUCUUCAGCCUUCAACAACAUUUUCAACUGCUUCAACCUCAGACACUAGCACCACCUCUUCGGUUGUCAGCAUGGCAAGCAGUAUGAACACUACAGCUAGCCUUGGCCUUAGUGUUACCAGUGUGUCUGCUACCACAGGAGCAGCUCCCUUAAUGUCUUCAGGCAAAGCUCCCCCAAAUCUGCCUCAAGGUGUAUCACCCUUGUUGCAUAACCAGUAUAUUGUGGGACCUGGAGGACUUCUGCCUGCCUACCCACAGAUUUAUGGUUAUGAUGAUGUCCAGAUGCUUCAAUCCAGGCUGCCAAUGGUGGAGAUCUUUGCAUGUGCAUCAUGGCAACAAAUGCAGGAUUACUACGGAAUUACAUUCCCUGCUCCUGCAACCUUAACAGGCAGAGAUGGAAGCCUUGCUAACAACCCCUUCUCAGGUGACAUAACAAAAUUUGGCCGUGGGGAUUCUGCCUCCCCUUCUCCUGCUACCACGCUCGCCCAGUCGCAGCAGAACCAGACUCAGACUCACCAUACAACUCAGCAGCCAUUCCUCAAUCCGACCCUGCCCCCAGGGUACAGCUACACUGGGUUACCUUAUUAUGCUGGUGUGCCCGGUGUUCCCAGUGCAUUCCAAUAUGGGCCAACUAUGUUUGUACCUCCAGCAUCUGCUAAACAGCAUGGAGUCAACCUGAACACCACGUCGACUCCUUUUCAGCAAGGGAGUGGCUAUGGGCAGCAUGGCUAUGGGGCAGGCUAUGAUGACUUAACGCAGGGAACAGCAGCAGGAGAUUACAGCAAAGGAGGCUACAGUGGGUCAUCUCAAGCACAAAACAAAUCUGCUGGCACUGGUCCUGGGAAAGGUGUUUCUGUGACCUCAAGUAACACGGGUGUGCCUGAUAUCAGUGGCUCAGUCUAUAACAAGAUUCAGACAUUUGAUAAACAGGGAUUCCAUGCUGGCACACCACCUUCUUUUAGCCUCCCCUCUGCUCUUGGAUCAACUGGGCUGAACCCUGGUGCUGCCCCAGGUUAUGCUCCAGCCCCGUUUCUCCAUAUCCUCCCUGCGCAUCAGCAGCCUCAUUCCCAGAUGCUGCAUCACCAUCUUCAGCAAGAUGGGCAGGGUGGAUCUGGCCAACGCAAUCAACCCAGCACCAUGCAGCAAAAGUCUCAGGCUACCAAAACCUAUGGUACUUCUCCAUACUGGACAAACUAAAUCCAAAACUGGGGAGGGGGGAGAGAAUUAAAGGAGAGGAGGCAAAAAAAAAAAAAAAAAAGAAAAAGAAAAAGCUGACCCCCAUUCCUAGAAUUAUUAGGAGAAAUUACUGCUCAGCCAAACGUCUGUGUGGGGAGAACUACAGCCAGGCAGCCAUUCUCAGUGUGACUUGCCUGAAGUUGCUGUUGUAUGUAAUAUAUUUAUGUAUGUAUUUGUAAAUGCAAUAGAGGCUAAAUGUGGUUUUCUGCAUCUUGCAGCCUAUUUUAUUUUCUUUGUAGGGAAAUUUAUUAUGAGUUUCCCAUCUGCAUCAGAUCAUCCUUCCUUGUUUUUUUAAGCUUUAUAACUGUCAAAAGACAAACUGUGCCUUUUUUUUUUUUUUUUUUUUUUUUUGAGCUGGAGGUCAUUUAUUUAAUGCAGUUCUAAAUUCAGGCAAAUAAGACCUGCUUUCUCUCCCUCCCCCCAAAAAAAAAGUAAUCAAGAUGUGUCCUGUUGGUUUGAUUUUUGCCCUCAUCCCCCAAUAUACCUGUUACUUGAAAAAGAUAAAAAAGGGGUUGGGGGAAGAAAAAAAAAAUGUUGUGGGUCCUUCUUCUUUCUUUCAUCUCCUCAUUCCUUCCUGCUGUGGAAGAUGAAUUCUUGUGGGCAGUUUGUUCACUGUGGCCCUGAGCUGCACUCUCACCUUUUUAUUUUUCACUUAUUUUUAAUAAUAAAGGCCUUUUUUUUUGGUGGUU